Messenger RNA from Danio rerio (zebrafish), 2361 nucleotides. Lineage: Eukaryota; Metazoa; Chordata; Actinopteri; Cypriniformes; Danionidae. The record is from RefSeq and is a predicted model, not a curated record.
UGGCGGGAACUGCAGUCUCCUCAGAGCGGGGGCGCGCGCUCGUUCUAAUGAUCUCACACAGGAGUUUCUCGCAUUCAACCGAAAGCGCCUGUAACGUUAAACCGUUUGUUAUUAAACUUUUCUUUUCGAGUUAAAACAUUGCGUUUAUGACAUACGACUUAAGCUUUACGUCAUAUCAGCAUGAAUCUGUUGAAAAUGAUUUACAGCAACGUUAUUCUUCUCAUUCAUCUCUGCUUGGAAAAAGUGGACAGCAAAACCUUGCUCUCAUAUGAUGACUUUUACCCUGAGUAUGUGCCAGAUCGGCAGCCGUGGAACAUUGCCCGUGAGGUCUGCCAUCAGCGUUCAGGGACCCUGGCGAAGGUUUCCAACACUGAAGAAAUGCAAAAACUUAACAAUUUUCUACGGUCUAUAAAUAUCGGCCAACCUGUAUGGAUAGAAAGUGCAGGCUUGUUCCAAAAAAGUGGUUCUCCAGACAUAUACAUGCUGGAAUUCCCUAAGCGGCCACACCGGAAAUCAGCUCGCCUUCGCUAUAAGUUCCCAAACAUGGAAGCGCUUACAGUUUGCACUCACCUCCAGUUAGAUCCAACUUGUCACGGGGUUUCCACAAUCUUCUCAUAUGCCAUAGAGCUAUUUAUUAAAGAAUUUCAACUCCAAGCACAGAUCGUGAGUAACGAACCCGUCCAGCUUGCAUUGCUGGUGCAUGGUUUGAACACCACCUACAUAACCAGCUUUCCCAAUGACGCCUCCUGGCACUUUGUAUGUGCCAGUUGGGUUGGGAAUAGCGGGGAGUGGGUCAUCUGGGUGGAUGGAAGAAUGGUGGGUUCUGGGAAUUUCCCCAACUCCACCAAUCACAUCGGAGGUGAUGGCCUUUUUAUGAUUGGACAAGACCAGGAGACCUACGGAGGCUACAACAACAACAACAACACUCUUUGUGGAAACAUUACGCAGCUUUUCAUGUGGGAUCGUUUGUUGCUCCAAACUGAAGUCCAAAGCAUGGAAAAAACCUGUUCACCCGUUCCUUCUGGCUUGUUCUUCAGGUGGAAUGAAUCCGCACUAGAAAUUGAAACCUCUCUACAGACACGUAGAGGGAACUCGCCAUGUCAAGGUUCCAGAAGUCAACCACCAAACCAAAUUCUCAUCUCUGGGUUGAAUCAGAAUUUUUCAAACAAGACUUGUGUAACCUUUGACCCUGUAAGUGGGAAACCGAUUAAUGACUCGUGUUGGACACACAGAGGAAGCGUCUGCCUGGUCCCCAAAGUGCAGCUGGACUUUGAUUUUCCAGGGACUUCAUUCUUCUCAAAAGUCAGCAGCGAGUUUCAUUCGAAACCUGAUACUGAAAAUGCAAAUGCGACCUUUUUCUCUGAGAACGAACUGACACGUCAUAUUUCCCUCUUGAGCGCAGUAUUGAGAGUUCUGGACAGCAAUGCAGAAAUCAUAACACCUUCUGAUCUUCUGUACCUCACUGAAACCAUAGAGAAAGCCACUCAACUCAAUAAAAUAGGCAUUCCUGCUGAACUCUUCAAAUCCAUGAUCCGCAAAAACCUAGAACUAGUCAGCAGGCUCAUUGACCCCAAUAUGGCCGAAAAGUGGGAGGAUUUGAAAAAUUACCCCGGACCAUUGACAAUUAUAGAAAAUAUUGACAAGCAGUUAUGGAUUCUGGCGGAUGAGCUCUGGGCCGAACACCAAAGCUUCACAAUGUCAACAAAGAGCAUGGAUAUCCAUCUGGAGCCGCGACGACUGGCUCAGGUGAGCUGCGGUUGUGUUUUCAAGCCCUCAGUUCACGGCGGUCAGUUUGGCAGCCAUGAUGAAAUCAUCAUACCAGAGUCUGAAAUGCAGAGAGUCUUUACUUUAGGCCAUAAGGAAGUGAUGCUGAUUCAUACGUACUACAGUAACCUGGCUGAGAUCUUGUCCAGACUGGAGGUCAAAACCACUGCUGAACAACUGACAGACGGCAAGAGGCAUCACACUGGUCAGCUGGCCACAGCAGUGAUCUCAGCGACAGUGCGGGAUGUUCCCAGAGCAGAAAAUAUUCCUGUGUCUGUCCAGUACACUUUAUCCUCUGGGAUUCAGACUGAAUACUCCAAACAUGCUACUCCCGUCUGUGUCUUCUGGAAUAUUGGCUUGAUGCCGGGUCAUACAAGUGCUUGGUCCAACAAAGGGUGCAGAGUGGUGCCUUCACCUCUUGAUGUCACUUCCUGCUUUUGCAACCACACCACCAAUUUUGCUGUCCUCAUAAAUUAUAUGGAGUCACGGUGGAGCGCUACAGAGGAGAGUGUUCUGACGAAGCUGACGUUUAUCGGGUCUGGAGCGUCUCUCUGUGCACUGCUGGUGACCUUGAUGCUGUUUACUGUGUUGGAGUAA